Physella acuta is the source of this 6776-nucleotide messenger RNA. RefSeq names its product DNA-directed RNA polymerase II subunit RPB1. Gene Ontology annotation, molecular function: DNA binding. Lineage: Eukaryota; Metazoa; Mollusca; Gastropoda; Physidae. The record is from RefSeq and is a predicted model, not a curated record. Gene Ontology annotation, cellular component: RNA polymerase II, core complex. Gene Ontology annotation, biological process: transcription by RNA polymerase II.
CUGGGCUAGCUGUGAAAGCGCUCGAGUUGAGAAAGUGAGGCGCAAUAAACACCUUUCGGUGUCUAAACACACAGCUAUGUCUGAAUUUGUUAUGUAAUUAGUGCAUAGUCUAUACACUUUAAAAGAAGUUAGAUCUACUUAACUUCUGGAUUUUAAGUGACGUUACCUUAAAAUCUAACAUUUCUAGUGUUCUUGCAACGCUGACCAAGCAGAAAGCAAAAUGACUGUCGCAGCUGGCUACACUGGAGAUUCAAAUGCUCCACUACGUGAAGUAAAAAAGAUUCAGUUUGGAAUCUUGGGCCCUGAAGAGAUACGCCGUAUGUCAGUUACUGACAAUGGUGGCAUCAAGUAUCCAGAGACUAUGGAAGGUGGGCGUGCAAAGCUUGGGGGUCUUAUGGAUCCAAGACAAGGAGUUAUAGACCGACAAUCUCGCUGUCAAACAUGUGCUGGAAAUAUGACAGAAUGCCCAGGACAUUUUGGUCACAUUGAACUUGCCAAACCAGUUUUUCAUGUGGCCUUCCUUACAAAAACAAUCAAAAUUCUAAGAUGUGUCUGCUUUUUUUGCUCAAAGCUACUUAUGGAUCCGGCUCACCCAAAGAUGAAAGAUAUAAUCAGUAAAUCAAAACAGUACCCUCAAAAGCGACUUGCCAAUGUAUACAACUUAUGCAAGUCACGCAAAGUUUGUGAAGGAGGAGAUGAGAUGGAACGUAAGAAAGAAGAAACUGAAGAAACAGAAAAUCAAGAGGAAACACCAAAGGGUCAUGGUGGUUGUGGUAGAUAUCAGCCAAACAUUAAAAGGAAUGGUCUUGAGCUCAUUGCUGAGUGGAAACAUACAAAUGAAGAAUCACAGGAACGCAAAAUUUUAGUCUCUGCAGAAAGAGUGCUUGAGAUUUUUAAAAGAAUUACAGAUGAGGAAUGCAUUGUGCUUGGCAUGGAUCCCAAAUGGGCUCGUCCUGACUGGAUGAUCGUGACAGUGUUUCCUGUUCCACCUUUACCUGUGCGGCCUGCAGUAGUCAUGUUUGGGUCUGCCAGAAAUCAGGAUGACUUGACACAUAAACUCUCAGACAUUGUGAAAGCAAAUAAUCAGCUGAGGCGCAAUGAGCAAAAUGGAGCUGCUGCUCACAUCAUACUUGAAGAUACUAAGAUGCUUCAGUACCACUGUGCCACUCUUGUAGAUAAUGAAAUUCCAGGCCUUCCAAAGGCUGUACAAAAAUCUGGUAGGCCACUGAAAUCUGUCAAACAACGUUUGAAAGGAAAGGAAGGCAGAGUUCGUGGUAACCUUAUGGGGAAACGUGUUGAUUUUUCAGCCAGAACUGUAAUUACACCAGAUCCAAAUCUAAGAGUGGAUCAAGUCGGGGUUCCCAGAACCAUUGCCCAAAACAUGACAUUUCCAGAGUUGGUCACUCCCUUUAACAUUGAUCGCAUGCAGAACUUGGUAAGGAGAGGGGCUAACCAGUACCCGGGUGCUAAAUACAUUGUGAGAGACAAUGGUGAACGCAUUGAUUUGAGGUACCACCCAAAAGCUAGUGACAUUCAUCUACAGAUAGGCUACAAGGUAGAGAGACACAUGAUAGACAAUGAUGUAGUUGUUUUCAACAGGCAGCCAACACUACACAAAAUGAGUAUGAUGUGUCACAGAGUUAAAGUUUUACCAUGGUCUACCUUCAGGCUUAAUCUGAGUGUAACCACACCAUACAAUGCUGAUUUUGAUGGAGAUGAAAUGAAUCUUCAUCUGCCACAAUCAUUAGAAACCAGAGCUGAAAUCUACAACUUGGCUUGUGUACCUCGUAUGAUCAUCACUCCCCAGGCUAAUAGGCCUGUCAUGGGUAUUGUACAGGAUACACUCUGUGCUGUUAGAAAGAUGACCAAAAGAGAUGUGUUCAUCGAUAGGUCUCAAAUGAUGAAUCUGCUGAUGUUCCUUCCUACAUGGGAUGGUCGAAUGCCUCAGCCAGCCAUUUUAAAACCACAACCACUCUGGACAGGAAAACAGUUGUUUUCUUUAAUCAUUCCCGGUCGUGUAAACUACAACCGAACACAUUCCACACAUCCUGAUGCAGAAGACAGUGGUCCAUACAAAUGGAUAUCUCCUGGAGAUACUAGGGUACUUAUCGAAGAUGCUGAGCUUAUCAGUGGAAUCAUUUGUAAGAAGGCUUUGGGAACCUCAGCGGGAUCACUGGUGCAUAUUGUUUUUCUUGAAAUGGGCCAUGAGAUAGCUGGUGAAUUUUAUGGCAACAUCCAGACCGUAGUCAACAACUGGCUUUUGUUGGAGGGUCACAGCAUUGGUAUUGGUGACACUAUUGCUGACCAGCAAACUUAUCAGGACAUCCAGGAGACUAUCAGAAAUGCCAAGAAUGAUGUGAUAGACGUUAUUGAAAAAGCUCACAAUGAUGAACUUGAACCAACACCUGGUAACACACUAAGGCAAACUUUUGAGAACCAGGUAAACAGAAUUCUUAAUGCUGCUCGUGACAAAACUGGAAGCAAAGCCCAACAGUCUCUCUCUGAAUUCAACAACUUCAAAUCUAUGGUCGUCUCUGGUUCUAAAGGAUCAAAGAUUAACAUUUCUCAGGUUAUUGCUUGUGUCGGUCAACAAAACGUUGAAGGAAAACGUAUUCCAUUUGGUUUUAAAUACCGCACCUUGCCCCAUUUCAUCAAAGAUGAUUAUGGUCCUGAGUCAAGAGGUUUUGUUGAGAACUCAUAUCUUGCUGGUCUCACACCUUCUGAGUUCUACUUCCAUGCUAUGGGAGGUCGUGAAGGUCUCAUUGAUACAGCCGUAAAAACUGCAGAAACUGGCUACAUUCAGCGUCGUCUUAUUAAAGCUAUGGAGAGUGUAAUGGUAAAAUAUGAUGGUACUGUAAGGAAUCAAGUAGAGCAGCUUGUUCAGUUGAGAUAUGGUGAAGAUGGUCUUGAUGCAUGCUGGGUAGAAUUCCAGUCCCUUCCUACCCUUAAACCAGCCGACAAAGCUUUUGAGAGGCGCUUCCGUUUUGAUGCCACAAAUGAAAGAUCAAUGAGAAAACAUCUCAAUGAAGAAGUUAUCAAAGAUCUUAUGGGCGAUGCUAGUUUGAUGGCUGAGCUAGAGAGAGAAUGGGAGCAGCUGAAUGACGACAGGUCAAAUAUUAGGCAGGUUUUUGCCACUGGUGAUGCUCGUAUUGUCUUGCCUUGCAAUAUGGAAAGAAUAAUGUGGAAUGCCCAAAAGAUUUUCAGAAUUGACAAACGGAAACCAUCAGACCUUCAUCCACUUAAAGUCAUUGAAGGUGUGAGAGAUCUCUGUCGCAAGCUGAUAAUUGUGGUUGGAGAAGACCAAAUUUCACUACAAGCUAAUGAAAAUGCCACCUUGCUCAUGAAGGCUUUGAUUAGGUCAACCCUCUGUACCAAACGUGUGGCAGAGGAACACAGUCUCACAUCAGAAGCUUUUGAGUGGGUAUUGGGUGAAAUCGAGACCAAAUUUCAACAAGCCAUGGCUCAUCCUGGUGAGAUGGUUGGAGCUUUGGCUGCCCAGUCUUUGGGAGAACCUGCCACACAGAUGACACUGAACACUUUCCAUUAUGCUGGUGUGUCUGCUAAGAACGUAACACUUGGUGUACCUCGUUUGAAGGAGAUUAUAAAUAUCUCUAAGAAACCCAAGACCCCGUCUCUCACUGUCUAUUUGUUGGGUCAAGCAGCCCGUGAUGCUGAGAGGUGUAAGGAUGUCUUGUGUCGCCUGGAGCACACAACAUUACGUAGAGUAACCGCUAAUACUGCUAUCUACUAUGAUCCUGAUCCAAUGAAUACUGUUAUUGCUGAAGAUCAAGAAUGGGUAAGCAUCUACUACGAAAUGCCAGAUUUUGAUGCAUCAAGAAUUUCUCCAUGGCUGCUUCGUAUUGAGCUUGAUCGUAAGCGUAUGACAGAUAAGAAACUAACUAUGGAAGCCAUUUCUGAAAAAAUUCAAGCUGGUUUUGGUGAUGAUCUCAACUGUAUUUUCAAUGAUGACAAUGCAGAAAAACUUGUGUUGAGAAUUCGUAUCAUGAAUUCAGAUGAAAACAAAUAUCAAGAUGAUGAGGAGGUUGUUGAUAAGAUGGAAGAUGAUGUUUUCCUACGCUGUAUUGAAGCUAACCUACUGUCAGAUAUGUCAUUGCAAGGCAUUGAAGCUAUUUCAAAGGUGUACAUGCAUCUGCCCAACACUGAUGACAAAAAGAGAGUACAUAUUACAGAAGAGGGAGAGUUCAAAGCAGUCAGUGAAUGGAUCCUGGAAACUGAUGGGUCUAGUCUUACAAAAGUGUUGAGUGAAAGGGAUGUCGACCCUGUCAGAACUUACACUAAUGACAUUAUUGAAGUUUUUGAUACUCUUGGUAUUGAAGCUGUGCGUAAAGCUAUUGAGAGGGAGAUGAACCACGUCAUUUCUUUUGAUGGUUCUUACGUUAAUUACCGUCAUUUGGCUCUACUUUGUGAUAUAAUGACCUCUAAAGGACACUUGAUGGCUAUCACACGUCACGGUAUCAACAGGCAAGAAACUGGCGCUUUGGCAAGAUGCUCUUUUGAAGAAACUGUUGAUAUCCUGAUGGAGGCUGCUUCUCAUGCUGAAACUGAUCCUAUGAAAGGAGUUUCAGAAAACAUUAUGCUGGGACAGUUGGCUAAAAUUGGUACAGGCUGUUUUGAGCUUUUGUUGGAUGCUGAAAAGUGUAAAUAUGGUAUGGAAAUUCCAAUAGCUACUGGAGUUGGACAUAUUGGAGGUGGUGUAGGCACUGGAAUGUUCUUUGGUGCAGCAGGCUCUCCUACAAGUUCCAUGUCACCACAGAUGACACCAUGGGGUCAGCCAGGAACACCAGGCUAUGCGAGCGCAUGGUCACCUGGAGUUGGCAGUGGGAUGACUCCCGGAGGAGCCGGAUUUUCUCCAUCUGCUGCCAGUGAAGCUGGAUAUUCACCAGGCUAUUCUCCGGCAUGGUCUCCACAGCCUGGGUCGCCUGGUUCCCCCAGCUCACCUUACAUACCAUCACCCAUGCAUGGAGGAGCUUCUUCACCAAGCUAUUCUCCAGCAUCACCUGCCUACAUGCCAAGCUCACCAGCUGUGGCAACACCUCAGAGUCCCAGCUACUCGCCAACUUCACCCUCCUACUCCCCAUCAAGCCCUGGAUACUCCCCAACUAGCCCUAAAUAUUCACCCACUUCCCCAUCCUAUUCCCCUACAAGCCCUUCUUACUCACCAACUUCUCCUUCAUAUUCCCCCACAUCUCCAUCAUACUCCCCAACCUCUCCAUCUUACUCCCCUACAUCACCAAGUUACAGCCCAACCAGCCCUUCAUAUUCCCCAACUUCCCCAUCCUACUCCCCAACAAGCCCUUCAUACAGCCCUACCAGCCCAUCUUAUUCCCCCACCAGUCCAUCUUAUUCCCCUACAUCUCCAUCAUAUUCCCCCACAUCCCCAUCCUAUUCCCCAACCUCUCCCUCAUAUUCUCCAACUUCCCCAUCGUAUUCCCCAACAUCACCCUCUUAUUCCCCCACAAGCCCUGGAUACAGCCCAACCAGUCCUUCAUAUUCCCCAUCAUCACCCAAGUAUUCCCCGGCUUCACCAUCUUAUUCACCAACUUCUCCAUCUUAUUCCCCAACAUCACCAUCAUACUCCCCCUCAUCACCUUCCUAUUCCCCAUCAUCCCCAUCAUAUUCUCCAUCAUCACCAAACUAUUCUCCAUCUUCACCAUCUUAUUCACCUGCUUCUCCAAAAUACAGCCCUUCAUCACCAUCCUAUUCCCCCACCUCUCCAUCUUAUUCACCAUCAUCACCUCAGUAUUCACCCAGCUCUCCAAAGUAUUCACCAGCAUCACCCCAAUAUUCCCCAUCAUCACCACGCUAUUCCCCUGCCUCCCCCUCCUAUUCCCCAUCUUCACCCAAGUACUCCCCAACUUCACCCCGUUACAGUCCAGCCUCUCCAGAUUACUCUCCCUCUUCACCCCAGUAUUCCCCAACCUCCCCUUCAUAUUCCCCAUCUUCACCAAACUAUUCACCAGCAUCCCCCACUUACUCCCCUUCAUCUCCCAAGUACUCCCCCACAUCGCCAUCCUCAUCACCAGCAUCACCUGGAUAUUCUCCUAGCAGUCCUGCUUACUCACCUACAACACCACAUUAUAGCCCUACCAGCCCUAGGUAUAUGGAUGAUGAUGAUCAGUCUUAAGGCUGUCACUUUAUAAUGACUUUGCUAUGUUGUACUAAAAUUAAAGUGAUAGGUCUUCACUUUGAAUUUGUGCUAGAUUUGUUGCCAUAUGUGAAUAUAUAAUGUACAUUUUAUUUUUCCCUAAUGGAAGUAAUUUUGUAUAUUAUUAGUCAAUACAAGUCGCAUCAUAUACUUGUUAUAUAGAAUGCAAGUUAAUUGAAAUGUGAUUUAAACUUUAAAAAAUAUCUUUAGUAUGGCUUUGUUUUCAUUUGUUAUAAGUGGCAUAUUUAUAAGUGAAAUGUGUACAUUAUGUCUAAAUAUUAACUGUUGUACAUAUAAUAGUUUGAUGUGGUCAUUUGGUGGCUUAUGUUACAAACUUUACUAAACUUGGAUGACAGCUGAAAACCACAGACUAUAAAAAACUAGAUUUUUAUCAUCUCUGGUAUUUUUAUACUAGAAAAUAUUUACUUGUUUACUAGAUUUAUCUCUAUUAAAUGUUUUUUUUUAUUUUUACAGGAAAUUUUGUUCUCUCACAUAAAGUAUUUGUUGAUAAAAUAAUAUUUGGCUUGGUUCUUUUGUAGGUUUUGUGUUUAAAAACAAACUUUUAAUUCUUGAUUCCUGUUUAAUUUGACAUUGUUGAUAAAUUGAAAUA